Molecule: messenger RNA, 2345 nt
Organism: Oncorhynchus mykiss (rainbow trout)
Lineage: Eukaryota; Metazoa; Chordata; Actinopteri; Salmoniformes; Salmonidae
Product: SH3 and cysteine-rich domain-containing protein 3
Biological process (GO): positive regulation of voltage-gated calcium channel activity; skeletal muscle contraction; positive regulation of protein localization to plasma membrane
Molecular function (GO): protein binding
Source: RefSeq, a predicted model, not a curated record
CUGUCUCACUCACUCAAACUGAUGCCUGCCUUUACAGUCCCUCACUCACUCACCCCUCUGCUCUAACCACUAACCAUUGGAUCGCUUUUUGGAAUUUACCUGCAUGAACCUGAAAAGGGAAAUAUCAAGAGUUGGAAUGGUUCGGAGGCCUCCGGUGUGACAGGUUGCUCAUCACACAUGAAAGCAAACUGGUGAAGAAAGCCUUUACCAUACAUCCACAUACCAGAUUUCAUUUCUUCAUUGACUGGACUAGCAACCAGUAGGAACAAGUGGGUAGCACUGCAGGACGAACGUGAGAGCUCACACACUACACCAUGGCCCAAUAUGACCAACUUGAAGAUAAACAUUCUGUGGAUAUCCACGAUAACCCCACAGCCCCUGACAAUAUUGUGAAAGAAGAAGACAAUACUGUAUACUUUAUUUAUGAGGAGGAGGUGGAAGUGGAGGAGAAGGAGCCUGAGCCUGAGCCCGUUGUUAUAUUGGUGAAUGACAAACCACACAAGUUCAAGGACCACUACUGCAAGACGCCCAAGUUCUGUGACGUCUGUGCUCGUAUGAUAGUCCUCAACAACAAGUUUGCUCUAAGGUGCAAAAACUGCAAGACCAACAUCCAUCACUCAUGCCAGUCCUAUGUCGAGUAUCAGAAGUGCUUUGGCAAAAUUCCCCCAGGUUUCAGAAGGGCCUACAGCUCCCCUCUAUACAGUAGUGACCAAACAGAUGCAGGUAAUACACUAACCAUCUCAACAAGCGUUCAACUUAUUUUUUACUAUGUGCUCUCUCUGCUGCUUCCCUCCUGUCUAGCCCACUCCAACCGUAACGACCCUGUGUUUGACACCCUGCGGGUUGGGGUCGUCAUGGCAAACAAGGAGCGCAAGAAGGGGUCUGAGGACAAGAAGAAUAUGAUGAUGAUGAUGAUGGAGGAAGAGGAAUCGCAACAACCCAAAGAAGACGAGCAGGCAGAAGGAAAGCCAGAGGGGGAUAAGAAAGGAGACAAGGCUGACAAAGCAGAUGACAAGAAAAAGAAGGAGAUGGGAAACAUGGGAAAUCAGUCACAUUACUACCUGGCUCUGUAUCGCUUCAAGGCUAUUGAGAAAGACGACCUUGACUUCCAUCCUGGUGAUCGAAUCACUAUAAUUGAUGAUGCAAAUGAGGAAUGGUGGAGGGGGAAGAUUGGGGAGAAGACAGGUUACCUCCCCACAAAUUACAUCAUUAGAAUAAAAACGGGAGAGAGGGUGUUCAGGGUGACACGCUCCGUCGUGGGAAACAGAGAGAUGGGUCAGAUAACACUGAAAAAAGACCAGAUCGUGGUGAAGAAGGGAGAGGAGGUGAAUGGCUACUUGAAGGUCAGCACAGGCCGCAAGCUGGGCUUCUUUCCCACUGACCUGCUCCAGGAGAUCUGAGCCUGACCGGAUCACAACCACAGGUCUAGAGUCACACCGUCACCAGGACCAUAACCACAUAACACCAAACCCAAGACCUAAACACAUGAUCACAACAUUUUCUAACACAACAUUUACACAAACACUUGUAUUUUCCACUUUUAGGGGCCUAUAGAGCUGAUCUGGUGAAUGUGUAAGCUGUUUGAACUCUGUAAAUUGUGUUGAGUGUAACUUAAUACUGUAGCCUACCCACCCUAGUGAACUGGAUCAGCUAUCUAUGCAAUCCGAGCUGGACAGAGACGUGUGACGUAGGACCAGGAGUGUGUGGUGGACACCUAAAAAGUGAACAUGUUUGUGCCAUUUUAAUGUGAUCAAAACCGGACAACCUGAAACUACAUCUUCAGAAACUUGAAGCAAAAAAAGUUUCUAAACCCAAUGGCUGUAACUACUGACUGUAUCUAUUAAGUAACUAGGAUUUUACAUUGUUUUUGUUGUGCAAACCUAAUUGUCUUGGAGGCUAAUGUAUUGCUUACUCUUAUUGUAGUAGUUCCUUUUUUAUAUAUAGUCAGCUGAAAUUCUAGUGCUUCAUUUUCCCCUUGAUGCAAAUGUUCAAGAGGGCUUGUUAAAGUGCAUGUUGUAAUUUUAUUUUAGCUUGGGCCGGUCUUUUAACAUCUUUAACAUACCAGUGUGCUGUGUAUUCGUUGUAUUUUUUAGAGCAAUAGACAAUGUAAGCCUGGCUGACAGAGACCCACAAACUUUUGCCAGACAAAUGAAGUUGAAAUCAUUGAUACAAUAUUGUAACAUUACGCAACAGUCCUUUGUUAUGAAUUUACUAUUUAAGUACUAACAGUGGAGUGCAGGCUUUUCCCAUUUAUUGUCUUACUUGAUAUGCAUCCUCUGUGACACCAUCAUAGUGGUGAAAUCAAUUCACAAUUCAAAAUAAAGUCCUCUAUUUUUGAAUCAGUA